UACUCAGCCUUAGUUUCCUCAGUUGGGUGGGCCUAGUGGAGUUGGGUGGGCCUAGGUCCUGGCUCCAAGUUGGACACCUGCCUUCCCCUCACCUUGUCAGCCUCAGUCUCGCUCCAGCCCAAGCCAGAGAAGGGGCUUGGGAGGGUAAGGGCCAGGACUCACAUCUCUCUUGCUGGCGACACCGCUGGCUUGGAGCAGACGCGGCCGCUUUAAGGCGCGGUGACCCCAUGGCAUCCUUGAGCGGGGCGGGGACAGUGCGGGCGCCUGCUGCAUCAGCCCAGGCGAAUGAGAGGGAGGUUGUGCGCAGCGUCCGGCCCCACCAUGCUGACCGCGCUCGCCCCGCCAGCCCUGUCCGGGCUCCCAGGUCAGCUGCCCGCUGCCCCCGCGCAGCGCCAGGACUCCUCCGGUUCGUCAGGUUCCUACCACACGGCUCCGGGUUCUCCAGAGCCCCCGGACGUUAGGCCGGACGAGGGCUGGGCGAAUUGGCCCCGGGUGGCCCCUGUGCUGGGGGCGGGCGCGCAGCCUCGCCUGUCCGUCAGAGCCCAGAAUAGCCGCCAGCAGCUCGGUCCCGGCUCGGGUUUCCCGCGAGGCCCGGGCUCCGGCCCACGGCCACCCCAGCCCCAGCUGCGCAUACUGCCGUCGGGGGAGAUGGAAGUCAUUUUCGGCGCCGGGCCCCUGUUCAGCCCCUCUGACUCGGCGGAUAGCAAGGUGCAACAGCUCACUGCCCCGGCUUUCCGCAGCCUCUCGCCGCCCCGGCCCGCGUCUCCCGUCCCCGCCCCACCGCAGCCCCAGGCCACCGAUGGUGGCUCCCGCUGGGCCACCUACUUGGAGCUGCGGCCUCGUGGUCCGAGUCCUGCCACCCCAGCGCAGUUCGAGUGUGUGGAGGUGGCACUGGAGGAGCGUGCUGCGCCCACCAGGGCUCGGACUGUGCCCAAGCGUCAGAUUCAACUGCGCCCCCGACACCGGAGUCCACCGCGGGAGGCCGGCGCGCCGCGCCCCCGACUGCUCCUGCGGACCGGCUCCCUAGACGAGUCUCUGGGCCGCCUGCAGGCUGCCUCGGGCCUCGUGCAGACAGCGCUGGCCAGAAAACUGAGCCCUGCAGUCCCUACCGCAAGCAGCGCCCCCUUCGGGCCCACCGAGCGGCCAGAGCCUGAGACUCGGAAAACGGCCCGCAGUACCCGAACGGUCCAGGAAGAUGCCAGGUCUCGGCCACCCCGCAUGCACUAUAAUUCAGCGCCCGCCAGAGCCCCACGACCGUGGCCCAGCCUCCGCGAACGCGCGAUUCGGCGCGACAAACCCGCGCCCGGAACUGAGCCGCUGGGUCCGGUUAGUUCCAGCAUCUUCCUGCAGUCAGGGGAGAAGACCCAGGAGAUGCACAACCAGGAACUCAAAACUAGGUUCCCGGGAGAGACUCCAGAUCAAACCAUCCUGAGGCCACAGAGUCCGCCUUUCGAGUCCAGGGACCCCUGGGAAGUUCUGAGUAAGGCAGUAAGGCCAAGGACACCGUCCCCGCUGUGGCAGGCUCCAAAUGGGCCCGUGCAGGGUUUUCACUGCCCGUUUCCCCAGAACCUGUCCCCGUGGAAUCGGGAUAUUCGGAGGGUGAGUAGUCCGUUGUCCCCCGAGGCAUCCCCUUCAUGGGAAAAUCAGGAGCCCACCGUCGAGGAAACUGUCAGCAGAAGAAGCCCUUCCCCUCCGACACUUUCCCAGUGGAACCUGGGUGUUGCCAGGGCAAGAAGCCCAUCCCCUGAAGCGUCUUCCCCGUGGGAGGUUCCGCAUCCGGCAGUCGGGGAUAAAGUACAGGGGAGUAGGAGCUCGUCCCCGCUGGCAUUGUCCUCAAGGGAGGCUCGAAAUCGUCCUGUUGGGACGUGGAGCCCAUUGCCCCAAGAGACGUGGGAUCCCACAGUGCCGGGCUCAUCGAUAACCUCUACGCGGGAAGGUCUGAAUGACGUAGUCCAGGAGAAGCGGGCGCUGCCUACGCCAUCCGCACCCGGCGAUCCAGAGCUAAUAGAGGUGCAGAGUUCGUCCACACGCGAGAUGCCAGAUCUUAUGUUCCGAGGCAGUCAGCCGUCUCCAGAGGUGGUUGCACCCGAGCUGCCCAUCAGUCGCCUCGCGGGCACAGUGGAUGUCGAUGAGCUCCCGGAAGCCUUGGGCCCUGGAGGUGUGACUUCGGGACGCCUGCGCGUGGCUAUUCCGCGCCCCCGCGACGUACGCAAGAUGGUGAAGACCACAUACGCGCCAAGCUUCCCCGCGGCAACUCCAAGCUCGGGACUGCCUGCGCCUCCUGCAAACCCCCGCCAAGAGGAGGGUGGCGCAUCGGUGACGCAAGAGCUCCAGGCACUGGGGACUCCAGCCCCAGCUCACUACACUUCUAUUUAUCUCAAGGACUUUCUGCCGGUCGUGUCGCACCCCUACGAGCCCCCAGAGCCGUCCCCCAACACAGUCUCCCGGGACGUUUCACAGCCCAACGGGGUCCUGCGGCGGAAGGCCGAAAACAGCACGGCGAAACCCUUUGCGCGCACUGAGAUCCGCUUGCCUGGUGCCCUGGCCUUGGGACGCCAGCCAGAGGGAACCCGGGGAGUCCUGAUGCGUGGUCCUGGAGGAGAGAAUCGGGUUGCGGAGGCCCCGCGUCUUGUCCCCGACGGCGAGAGUCAGAUCAGCCCUCUAGGUGGCGCUCGCAUCUUACCCCACCCGACACCCAUAGAGGCAACAGGGACCCAACCAUCCCGACCACUCCGCCCCGGUUCCCCUCAGGUGCACCCUAGCUCGAGCCCUGGGAUAGCACCCAAAUUGGAGACACCCCCUUUGGUCCCCGGGCCUGCGACUGCGGUCCAGUCGUCUCUCCUGCGAGAGCCCCAGGCGUUGGAGAGCAGAACAGCGCCGUCCCAGCCCCGCGCUGCCUCGGCGCCUCCGAUGGACCGGUCCCCAGAAGGCCCCUCCCAGGGGUCACGCAGGCCGCCUGGGGCCGCGCACGCGGGGAAGGUCCUGGUGGACCCUGAGAGCGGCCGCUACUACUUUGUGGAGGCGCUGCGGCAGCCUCGGCUACGGCUGCUCUUCGACCCCGAGAGCGGACAAUACGUGGAGGUGCUGCUGCCGCCCUCGCCCCCAGGGCCACUCCGACGCUUCUACACCCCGCUGGCCCUGGGCCCCGGCAUCUACUCGCCCGCCUAUGGGCCUGUCUCUGGCCUCUCACUGCCUUCAUCCCCGGGCCCGCCGCCCUUAAGUGGCACCCAGCUACCCUGGGCCUCUGAGUCGGGGUCCCUGGAUGGGAUGUACUACCUGUCUCUGAGUGGGACCCCUAGCUCCGCACCCCCUCUUCUCCUCUGUGCUCCUCCCACCAGCUCGGGUCCCACCCAGGCCAACAAAGGCUCCUUAUUUUCCGUGUGA
This is a messenger RNA of Pteropus alecto (black flying fox), 3384 nucleotides long. RefSeq names its product proline rich basic protein 1 (gene PROB1). NCBI's taxonomy places the organism in Eukaryota, Metazoa, Chordata, Mammalia, Chiroptera, Pteropodidae. The record is from RefSeq and is a predicted model, not a curated record. The coding region runs from base 286 to 3384 and encodes 1032 amino acids. The transcript has a single exon. Gene Ontology annotation, cellular component: nucleoplasm.